AUGGAAGAACCUCAAAGCACCACCCUCAACACCAAGGUGAAGCAGAAGGACCUCAGUGAGGUGCUGGUCAUUGCAGUGACCACCAGAGCCAUGGGAGGACCUGGAAGAAGAGCCUCAUCUUCUCUGCAGGCAGCACAGUAUGUGAAUGAGAAGAUCCUGGAGAACAACCCAGCAGAGAAGAACCUCUUUGACUUUUUGAUGCUCUCCAACAACAGCCCAGAGCUCAGGUUCUGCUUCAUCAUCAACGAGGACUCCACACACCUCCAGUCCCAUGGGGUGAAGCUCUUCCUCUCAGCUGAGAAGACAGAUGCCUACAACACCCUCCAGAGAGGGGUGUCCUCCCCUCCAUCCCACACCCCCAAACCCACCACGCUUCUCCCAAGCACCUCAGUCCAGCAGAGCCUGUGCCCUCAUGGGGACAAGUGGCACGUUGAUGACCACAUCUCCCUGUGCUUCCAGAGUCCCCUGAAGGCUUUUGCCAGGCACCUUGGGAAGGUUCACCAGAAGUUUGGGCAGGAAGAACCUCCCAUCUGCACCUACCAA
This is a messenger RNA of Merops nubicus (carmine bee-eater), 543 nucleotides long. RefSeq names its product cytosolic 5'-nucleotidase 1B-like. Gene Ontology annotation, biological process: nucleotide metabolic process; adenosine metabolic process. Gene Ontology annotation, molecular function: nucleotide binding; magnesium ion binding; 5'-nucleotidase activity. Gene Ontology annotation, cellular component: cytosol; cytoplasm. The record is from RefSeq and is a predicted model, not a curated record. Lineage: Eukaryota; Metazoa; Chordata; Aves; Coraciiformes; Meropidae.